AGUGAAAUAAAAUAAUGAUGAUGAUGAUGAUAAAAUCAAAUUAUAACAAUAUCGAUAUCAGGUGCAAUUAACGGGUCAAUCACCGACCACUCUCCACUUCUUCACACAGUCAUUACAACAAUAAUAACAACAACAACAGGAGUAGAAACAACAACAACAAUAACAAUCAUAGUUAUGUUAUGACUGAAAAAGUGCAGCAAAAGGAAAUGCCACAAAACUUAAACUGCAAAUUGCCAAAAUUCAAAAAGGAAGAAGAACUGAUUUGAAUGCUAGCAAAACUGCUAUAGUUUAUAUAUAUAAUUAUAUAAAUGCCCAAUUAUGUCAGCCAAAAGAUCCGGAACCGGUUCUCAGCAUACCCACAUAGAACAAUAUACAAAUCCAUCCUUCGAACAGGAAUACGAUUUGGUGGAGCCAACAGCGGCGCCUUCAUCAGCAAUUGCGACCACAAUAAUAGCUGACGAUGCGGGCGGGGGAGCUGGUGGUGGUGGUGGUGGUGAGGGUGGAGAAGCAGCUGCAGCACCAGCUGGAAAUGGAGGAGCUCAAUCAAUUGCUGGAACAACUGGCACGACACAUCGCAAAGGUCACAGGCGACAGGAAUCGAUGUACCAGAUGACUGGUCUCUACUCGGAAACGAACAGCGGUGACGAUAGCAGCAUCGAUGCCGCUCUGGAUCAAGAGCAGAGCCAGCAGCAGCCCCAGCCACAGUCACAAUGCCACAAUGCGGCCACAGGAACAGGCGGCAUGUCCACUGAUCUGCCAAAAUGCCACAGUCGACAGCCAUCAGCUGGCGGUGGUAAGGCCAAUCUGGAUGAAGAAGAUGACUAUGAUUACGAUGAGGAGCAGUAUAGAAUGGGUGGCGAUUGUGGCAUCCUCAAUUGUCGGCCGUAUGGUAUCCAAAGAUUCGCUAGAAUUAAAAUAUUUGUGCUCCUGCUCUCCCUGCUGGUCAUGAUGCAACAGGCAUUGAGUUCGGGUUAUAUCAAUUCGGUGAUUACAACGAUAGAGAAACGUUUUGAGAUACCCUCGAGCUAUUCGGGUCUGAUAGCCUCCAGCUAUGAGAUUGGCAAUGUCAUAACAGUGAUCUUUGUCAGCUAUUUGGGAAGCAGGCGUCACAUACCAGUAUGGAUUGGCAUUGGGGCAGUGAUCAUGGGCAUUGGUUCGCUGGUGUUUAUGGUGCCGCAUUUUACGGGUGAACCCAAUCCGGGCAUAGCGAUCAUGAACAAGACCAGCGAUAAUAUCUGUCGCAAUGCAUUGGUCAGGGGGCAGGAUAUGGAUUUUGGACGUCUAUCCAGUGGCCUGUCCAAUCAACCUUUGGCUCCGCAUACCCUGCGAGAAGAUAAUUGCCUCGAGGGCAAAGCCUCGACAACGGGACCAGUGUUGCUGUUUGUGUUGGCCCAACUUCUGCUCGGCUGUGGUGGCAGUCCUCUCUUUACCCUGGGCACCACCUAUGUGGAUGAUCAUGUCCGCACCGAGAGCUCAUCCAUGUAUAUUGGUUGCAUGUACAGCAUGGCUGCCUUUGGACCUGUUGUGGGCUUUCUUCUUGGUGCCUAUUUACUUUCCUUUCACAUGGAUUCGCUAUCGUCCACCGUUAUAUCCAUCACACCUGGAGAUCGUCGCUGGGUGGGCAUGUGGUGGGGCGGCUUCCUUCUAUGCGGCAUAGUGCUUCUUAUAGUGGCUGUGCCAUUCUUUUCCUUUCCCAAGAUUCUGGCACGCGAGAAGAAGAAAAUUCGGAAGAGCAGUGUGGUGCAACCAGCUUUGGCCAAUAAUUCCAGUGCCACAGAUGAAUUGGGCAAGGUGAAGAAGGUGGAAAUCGUCUCAGUGACUACCAAGGAGGAAGAUUCCCAAUCGGCACCCAAAGUCGAUACUGGCUAUGGCAAGGAUAUUAAAGAUAUACCACAAUCAAUGCUGCGUUUGGUCAAGAAUCCGGUGUACAUUGUCACAUGUCUAGGCGCCUGCAUGGAGCUAAUGAUUGUCUCGGGCUUUGUUGUCUUCCUGCCCAAGUAUCUGGAAACGCAAUUCAGUCUUGGCAAGAGUCAAGCGAACAUUUUCACCGGUUCGAUUGCUGUGCCCGGUGCUUGUAUUGGGAUUUUCAUUGGUGGUUGCAUCCUCAAACGAUUCCAAUUGAAGCCCAAGGGAGCCGUCCAAUUUGUAUUGAUCACAAAUGUCAUCUGUCUGGCCUGCUAUUCAAUGUUAUUCUUCCUGGGUUGUGAUAAUCUCAAAAUGGCCGGCACAACGAUACCCUAUUAUAACAAGCAAAGCUCAUCAUUGGAGCAGCCAUUCCAGGUGAAUCUUACGGCUGCUUGUAAUUUUGGUUGCGAGUGCCUUACCAGCGAAGUGGAGCCAGUUUGUGGUAACAAUGGCCUCACCUACUUCAGUCCAUGCCAUGCCGGCUGUACGGCCUUCUCAUCGAGUUCCAAUUACACCAACUGUGCAUGUGUUCAGGCAAAUAUUUCGAGUAAUAUUUAUCGCGGAGCCGGCGGUAGCCAGGCUCAAGCUUUAAGCGCCAAUGAAGAUUUUGCUGAAGUCACUGUGGUACCAGUGGCCACGGCUGGGCCAUGUGCCACACCAUGUCGCACCAUUUAUCCCUUCCUCAUAUUGCUUUUCUUUAUGACCUUUGUGGUGGCCUCCACACAAAUGCCUCUGCUUAUGAUUGUCUUACGCUCGGUAUCCGAAGAGGAACGCUCAUUUGCUUUGGGCAUGCAAUUCGUAAUUUUCCGUCUAUUUGGCUAUAUACCAGCACCCAUACUCUUUGGUAAUCUCAUUGAUUCUACUUGCUUGCUGUGGAAAUCAUCAUGCGGUGAAAAAGGUGGUCGUUGUCUAAUCUAUGACAUUGAGAAAUUCCGCUACAAAUAUGUGGGUCUUUGUGCUUCAGUAAAAUUGAUUGCCCUCUUCAUCUUUAUGGUGGAUUGGUGGCUAGUACGCAGACGCAAACAAUUGGAGAAGAUGAAGCCUUUGAAUGCCAGUGAUCCCAUAAUAGGAUCUAUCAUAAGUCUGGAUAAAUUAUUUGAAGAGAAACUUUCUGGUGGUGAUGCGCCAAAUAAUUUUGGCGGUGGUGGAGAACUUAUCAUACCCACAGAUAUUCUGCGACAUUCACGUAACGAUUCUCGAACCAUGCAAAUGGAUUACUGGUAUGAUAAAUGUGGUCAGAUGGUAACUCCGAGCAAUACUUGCCUACAACCGCAAACGAAAUCGAAAAAACAUUUCCGCAGUGCUUCAUGUGAUGUGAAGAUGAUCAAAAGUUUUGCCAAGGAUCACAAUUCAAGUAACAAUUCGACAGCAGCUGCUGAUGCAGCCGCUGGUGAUAAUCCAGUCAAUUCAAGCAAAUACAAGAAUCUCAAAAAGUUCCAAUCUCAUACAAGAAAUCACUCAACGGAUCUCAAUCCCGUGCAGCAGCCAAUUCGGUAUAUACAGAAUCAAUUAAGGCCAUACGAUUGUACGGAAGAGGAUGAUGACGAUGAGUUGACCACUGGCUGUGGCCAUUUUGUGAAGAAGCAUUCUCGUAAUCAUAGUUAUGAUCAAAUCUACAUGCCCAACAAUAUACGCUUCGAUGCGGACUUUCUCAGGCAUCCGCAUUCCCAUUCGCAUCAUAAUCCCAAAAAGAAUGUGAAUGUUCUGAAAAAUGUGGUGGCCAAGAAUUCUAAUGAAGUAGAGGGCAGCGGCGGUGGCUCUGGCUCACGUUGCCAUUCGCGUAAUAAUUCCAAAGAUUUGAAUGUCAAAAUUGCAGCCGGAGGAACUAAUGCUAUUGCUGCUACGGGGGAUAUAAGUGUCUUAAGACAUCGACGCACCAAUUCAAAGGAUCUAAACUACACAAUGCUGCCAAGUGGCGGAACGGAUGCAUCAUCUGCAGUGGUUCCUGCAGUUCCUGCUGUUCCAGUCGCUCCUACCACUUCCUCCUCUUCGAUGUCUGGCCCAAGUGGCCGUCAUACACGAAAUACUUCACAUCAAAAAAUUCAAAUCGAUGAUGAUGAUCGAAACGAACUCAUCCCGGACAAUGAUGAUGAAGAGGAGCGUUUGUAGUUGCCACAUGUUCCUAAUGUGCUUAUUGCAUUUUCAUCUUUAGAUAUCUUUAAGCAACUGCAUAAGCCCCCAACAUUCCAGGCUAGUGUGUUAUUUGUCUCUUUUUCAAUUAAACAAAUUAAUUGUGUACAUACAUA
Molecule: messenger RNA, 4151 nt
Organism: Drosophila willistoni
Lineage: Eukaryota; Metazoa; Arthropoda; Insecta; Diptera; Drosophilidae
Gene: Oatp30B
Product: solute carrier organic anion transporter family member 5A1
Exons: 8
Coding region: 319-4014 (1231 amino acids)
Biological process (GO): sodium-independent organic anion transport; transmembrane transport
Cellular component (GO): membrane
Molecular function (GO): protein binding
Source: RefSeq, a predicted model, not a curated record